AUGCCCACCAAUCCCUCCCACCACCACCACCACCAGGAGCAUCAAGAGGCUGCAUCAUCACCGCAGCAGCCCCAGCCGCCUGAAUAUGGGGAGUAUAUGAUGCAUGGCGCGUACUACGGCUCACCUGCACCUAUCGGAAGCCUGGGGACGCCCAACAUGGGCAUCCGUAUGGCCCACCGCGGAAGUCCUGGUGGUUCUUACGGCUCACGCCGCUCCACCAGGCGCUCUACACCACACAGCUGCUAUGCAAAUGAAGGGCAAGAGGGACACCACAACAUGAUUUUGGUCGCCACUAGGCCACUGUUGAAGGCGUUAGCGCGGGAGUGCCGGCCAUGCCCGCCGUGGUGUGUCGGCACUCUCGUGUGCGAAGAGGCCAUGGAUGAAUUGAAACAGUUUGCAGCGUUUCUCCGUCCCACGCCAGAGGAACUUUCAUGUAGCGAGUCUGCCGUGGGUCUGGCGACGGGAAUCAUGCAAGCAGUGUGGCCUUUGGUCAAAAUGAGUCCCAUGUCAACAACAGCUGCUGGACUAUCACCUCUGAAGGAUGUCACACUGCAUUACUAUGCGGAAAACACUCCCGUUGCGCCAGACGAUUUAGAGAGCAUACAACUGAGGCUUCAGAGUGUUGCCAACGACCAGGGGGCGCAGGUGGAGUUUAGCACAGAUUACAGAGACGUGACGUGUGUCGUGAUGACAGAUGCGCGAUCUGGCAAGCGGCUCACCAUCCGCUACGGUCCGCGCGCGUCACAUGCUGGAGUAGCAGCACGCAUCUUUCAGACAACAAUAGCAUCCAACGAGGAAUAUCACGCCACUCUUACAGUGCUUGACGCCCUCCUUCGCCAGAACAAGAUUCUUGACGACGUCGGGACGAACAUGGAGGCGGUGAAUGGAGAAGCUCUCACCACAAUGCUUGUUGCCAUUAUAAACUCUUACGGUCUCAACGAUGCCCCCGAUGCUGGCAGGCUAAUGAUGGACUUCUUCCUGACAUUUGGCUUUCCGGCGAACUUCGACUUAGUAAAGAACUCGGUCACAGUGAAAGGAAUGGCGGUAAACCCACCUUCAAAAGUGCACCGCAACGCACAAAUAAGUAUUCUUGACCCUUUUGACGAGGCACAAAAUCUAACACCAAAGUUGGAGAAGGCGGCACACCUUCAAGCGGUGUUCAACUAUUGUUACACAGCGCUCUCUCAGUACAAGCAAGUAUCGCAACGACAGCGGCGGGCGCAAUCUAUCCUAUCUACCAUUAUUGGUGGUGAAGCAUACUGGGGACGUGUGCUGCAGCUUUAUCAUGAGGGAAUAUCACCCUUUGUGGAAGUCGUCAAUGAAAAAAAACAUUUACUUGCUCACGCGCUAUAG
Trypanosoma grayi is the source of this 1353-nucleotide messenger RNA. RefSeq lists its product as hypothetical. The transcript has a single exon. Gene Ontology annotation, cellular component: TRAMP complex; nucleolus. Gene Ontology annotation, biological process: RNA 3'-end processing. Gene Ontology annotation, molecular function: poly(A) RNA polymerase activity; mRNA binding. NCBI's taxonomy places the organism in Eukaryota, Euglenozoa, Kinetoplastea, Trypanosomatida, Trypanosomatidae. The record is from RefSeq and is a predicted model, not a curated record. Bases 1 to 1353 code for a protein of 450 amino acids.